Messenger RNA from Paramecium primaurelia, 1439 nucleotides. The record is from the annotation of a GenBank genome assembly. Lineage: Eukaryota; Ciliophora; Oligohymenophorea; Peniculida; Parameciidae.
AUGAACGUUUGCAGUUCACGAUACUGUCAAUAUAAUUUGGCUGGCUCAUAAAUGGUUCCAAUACCAAAAUAUAGAGUGUAUUGUCCUUUUUGUAAACAUUCCUAUUAUUGUUCUCAAAGAUGUCGAGAUAUUGAUUGGUAAAUUUGAUUUAAUAUACAAGGACAUCUGGACAUAAAAACUAAUGUAUUCCUUAAAACAUGUUAAAUUCAUAGGAAAUUGCAUAUAGUGAUAAGGUGUCAACUCUAAGAUAAAUGAAAAGAAGUCCAGAAGAGUUUGAACUUAUUUAUGAUUAUCCAUAACUUGGUAAAGGCAGUUUUGGAGCAGUUAGAUUAGUAAAAGAUAGAACUAAUGGAUAGUUACAUGCAAUGAAGAUAGUACAUUUGAUUAUCAUCAUUAGAUGAAUAAGAAAGAUAUUUUUGAGUAUUGUUCAAUUGAAAAUCUCAAGAGAGAGAUUAGAAUACAAAGGAAAUUAAAUCAUCCAAAUAUCACAUAAUUAUUUCACUAUUUUGAAGAUAAAGAUAAGGUUUAUCUUAUUUUGGAAUAUGCAGAACAUGGAUCUUUAUUCUAAUUAUUAAGAAGAAGAGGAAAAUUAAAUGAAAACGAAGCUUUAAAGUUUUUUAAGUAAACUUGUUUAGGAAUUGAUUAUCUACAUCAAUAAAAUAUAAUUCAUAGAGAUCUCAAAGUAAUUUCUAUUAAACAUGAUAUAGCCUGAAAAUAUAUUAUUAGAUGUGGCUGAUAAUGUCAAGAUUUGUGAUUUUGGAUGGUCAGCUGAAAACUUAGGUUCAAAAAAAAGAAGCACAUUUUGUGGAACAAUAGAUUAUAUGGCCCCUGAGAUGAUUGAAGAUAGACCUCAUGAUCACACUCUAGAUAUAUGGUGUUUAGGAAUACUAUUAUAUGAAUUAUUACAUGGUGAAGCUCCAUUCAAAGGUAAAAACGACAUUGAAAAAUGUAAUAAUAUUGUAAAAAUCAACUACUAAAUUAUUGAUAAUAGUUUGAGUUCUGAUGUUAAGGAUCUAAUCACUGGUCUUAUCAAAUAUAAAUAAAAAGAUAGAUUAACAAUAAAAUAGAUUUUGAAUCAUAAAUGGCUCAAAAAGAAUGAAUUUGAAUUAGAAAUGUUGUCAAUCCCAUAAAAUAGAGUUAGAGUUAAUGGUAAUACUAUGCAUUAAGAAAAUUAAUAUCUCUCUAAAUCUACAGCUACUUCCUAAUAAUCUUUUCUCAGGUAAAACUUAACAUUUUAAACUCAAACUGAAAAUUCCAUUCAAGAUUAUAAGUAGCAAUACCGUCGUAGUAGACAUUCUGAUUCUUAGAAAAAAGAGAUAAGAUCAUAAACAGUUAAAUAAAAAAAUGAAACUUUUAUGCAGAAAUUAUUGGUAGCUUUAGGUUGUGUUAAAAGAGAUUCAUAUGUUGAUCCAAGUUGUUUAGAUACUUAAAAAUAAUGA